AUGGGAUACGACCCUAUCGGGUUUUGGAAUGCCACCAGUGACGAAGGCGCAUCAGCGCGUGCAUACGCAAUCAGCGAUAUCGGAUCGGAAGCGGCCAAGUCUAGCAAGGAAAGGAACAAGACCCCGUACAGGAAUAACAACACCCCACGUCGAUCAAGGUCGACAACCAACCUGGCGCGUAGCCUGAAGAGUUUCCGCGCUACGCCACCCCCAACCAUCCUGCGUUCCACCAAGACAGAACCAACCCAAGCCAAGCUUCCCUUCAAGUCCACCAGAGGAGUGUUACCAGCCCCACCGACGGGUACACAAGGAUCAGCAGCUCGACAUAGCCCUGGGAGGAGCUCUGCCGACAGAAACGAAGGAUCAUAUCUUCUUGAAGAGAAGCCUCAACCUCCUCCCCAUGCCUCCUCUGGAGGCACCUCAGAUCGCAAUGCGAAUCGUGAUCUGCCCGAUGAGAAACCUAAGGUGAAAACCGAGGGAACCUCAUCAACAACCGCUCCGCCAACGCAGAAGACCCCGAAGAACAAGAAUUCGUACGCGUCGCGGAAGAAGCUCAAGGCCCCAGCUGAUUCAGACCCCGAUAGCCUCGUUGGAGCUCUCGAGAAGCCGAGAGUGUUGGUCGGCGAGUCGCACACUCAGAUCAAGACAGAGCCCAAAAUCGCUGCUGGUCUGCUACGACCCCCUAAGUCGGGGGUCACGGGACCGGAUCGUCCCCAACAAUCACGCUAUGCCUCCGCGGCUUUAAGUGCAUAUUCGGGAGAGUACCGUCGGGUGCUGAGCGGGAUGCAGCUGGGAACCGUCGGGUGCCGCCGCUGCUGCAGGCUUUGA
Messenger RNA from Phytophthora infestans T30-4, 828 nucleotides. RefSeq lists its product as uncharacterized. The transcript has 4 exons. Lineage: Eukaryota; Oomycota; Peronosporomycetes; Peronosporales; Peronosporaceae. The record is from RefSeq and is a predicted model, not a curated record. The coding region runs from base 1 to 828 and encodes 275 amino acids.